Molecule: messenger RNA, 1116 nt
Organism: Desarmillaria tabescens
Lineage: Eukaryota; Fungi; Basidiomycota; Agaricomycetes; Agaricales; Physalacriaceae
Exons: 4
Coding region: 1-1116 (371 amino acids)
Molecular function (GO): FMN binding; NADPH dehydrogenase activity
Source: RefSeq, a predicted model, not a curated record
AUGUCUUCCAGCAAACUUUUUGAACCAAUCACUGUUGGACGGCUUUCUUUAUCUCGCCGAGUCGUCCUGGCCCCUUUGUCGCGGCUUCGCUCAGACCUGACCACUGCUGCUCCCUUACUCCCUUCAGUACAAGAAUACUACGUCCAACGCGCUAAGACUCCCGGAACACUUCUCAUCAGCGAGGGCACAGUCAUAGCACCCAAAGCUUCUGGGUACCCUGGAGCACCAGAGAUCUGGAGUGAUGAGCAGAUCGCUUCCUGGAAAGAGGUCGUCGACGGCGUACACGCUCAGGGAAGCUAUAUAUACAUGCAAAUUGCUGCUAUAGGGCGUCAGGCUUCUCCAGGUGCCCUCAUAUCUCGUGAUCCCGCGAUCCCUCAUGUUGGAGCAUCAGCUCUACCCCCUACGCCUGACGCGCCCGUUCCUCGAGCGAUGACAAAAGAGGAGAUCAAGGAACAUAUAGACUUCUUUGGCAUUGCCGCGGCGAAUGCGGUGCACAAGGCUGGGUUUGACGGUGUCGAGAUUCAUGGGGCAAAUGGGGUCCUUGUUGACGAGUUUCUACAAAGCGUGAGUAAUGUCCGGGAUGACGAGUAUGGCGGAAGUAUGGAGAACCGAGUGAGGUUUCCAUUAGAGGUGUUGGGGUGCAUCGUCAAGGAAGUGGGGGCGGACAGGGUAGGAAUCAGGCUGAGCCCGCGGAGUCGUAAUGGAGGAAUGGGAAUGGAGGAUCCCGUACCGACAUUUUCAUAUCUGGUAACAAGGGUGAAGGAAUUAUAUCCUGAUCUCGCAUACGUUCAUGUUAUCGAGGCUCGUGUCGAUGGUAUCACUGACCGGACCAAGGAAGAGAUCAAGGAGGUGGAGAAUAAUGUUUUCAUUCGGAAAAUAUGGUCUCCUAGACCUCUCAUUUCUGCUGGUGGAUAUACGAGAGAGACAGGAAUGCAAAUUGCUGAUGAGAAGGGUGACCUUAUUGCUUAUGGCAGGUGGUUUAUAUCGAACCCUGACCUUCCUACGAGGUUGGAAAGGAAUAUUCCCCUCACAAAGUAUGACCACUCGACGUUUUAUAUGCCUGGAGAUGCGAGCGGUGUAGGCUAUACUGAUUACCCGUUCCGCUCAGUGAAUUAG